AUGAGACACGAUAUCAUUUUUUAUACUUUCCGUCGUCUUCUCAGGGACUCGCAAUCUCCAAGGCUACGAAAGGUCAAGCUCACUGUAAUAGACGCCGACGGCCUGCUCCGCAAUAAACUCGUCUCGGCCACCAAUCUGCUGUCGGCUAUUAAGAGCGAAAGGCUUGGCUGGUGCCGUGUCCCCUUUGACUGGGACAUCAAUGACCGUACAUACAACCCAGACCUGACAAUAUCAAACAGCCAGAACGGCUACCGAGACUUGACAGCCCGCAUGGAUUUGGAGACAUACAGAUGCGUACCCUGGGAGCCCCUUGAUCUGAGAUGCCCGGACAACGGCUUUGGAACCCUGUUCUGA
Molecule: messenger RNA, 354 nt
Organism: Puccinia triticina
Lineage: Eukaryota; Fungi; Basidiomycota; Pucciniomycetes; Pucciniales; Pucciniaceae
Exons: 2
Coding region: 1-354 (117 amino acids)
Source: RefSeq, a predicted model, not a curated record